Molecule: messenger RNA, 3450 nt
Organism: Oncorhynchus masou masou (cherry salmon)
Lineage: Eukaryota; Metazoa; Chordata; Actinopteri; Salmoniformes; Salmonidae
Gene: ankrd55
Product: ankyrin repeat domain 55
Exons: 9
Coding region: 678-3035 (785 amino acids)
Biological process (GO): protein localization to ciliary inversin compartment
Cellular component (GO): ciliary inversin compartment
Molecular function (GO): protein binding
Source: RefSeq, a predicted model, not a curated record
UCCCUGCUUUUCCAGAAAUCACAGUUGGAAGAUUCCUGGAAUCAAGGUGGAAUAAGCAGGAUAUCUGUGAAUCCUCCAACCUCCAUGUGGAAAAAGUUGUAUGAAGUGCUUAUGAAGCCUGUAUGUAGUGCUUAUGAAGCCUGUAUGUAGUGCUUAUGAAGCCUGUAUGUAGUGCUUAUGAAGCAUGUAUGUAAUGCUUAUGAAGCCUGUAUGUAAUGCUUAUGAAGCCUGUAUGUACUGUAGUACUUAUGAAGCCUGUAUGUAGUGCUUAUGAAGCCUGUAUGUAGUGCUUAUGAAGCAUGUAUGUAAUGCUUAUGAAGCCUGUAUGUAAUGCUUAUGAAGCCUGUAUGUACUGUUGUACUUAUGAAGCCUGUAUGUAGUGCUUAUGAAGCCUGUAUGUAGUGCUUAUGAAGCAUGUAUGUAAUGCUUAUGAAGCCUGUAUGUAAUGCUUAUGAAGCCUGUAUGUACUGUCGUACUUAUGAAGCCUGUAUGUAGUGCUUAUGACGCUUGUAUGUAGUGCUUAUGAAGCCUUUAUAUACGUUACUGUAUAUUAGUUGUAUUAGUUCACUUGGCUUAAGUAUGUCAAAGUGUACUAGUGACAAGCUCCCAACGUCCCCUGAUCAUCUGUCAUGCAGUAGUAUGCUGACAGCUGAUCUUAUUAACUAAAGAAGAAGACAAUGCUUCAAAUGAAACAGAUAUCUCUCAGUCAUCAGAAUCAGAACUGUCUUCUUGAUGUACAGUACAGCAUGGCUACAGAGCCUUGUUCUGAGAUCAUGGUUUCAGGACAGGAGGCAAGGAGAGGAAGUUACACCUAUAUGUUUAAUGUGCCAUCCAUCCCAUGUUCUCUGGCUGUAGGCUCCACCCCUUUGAUGCAUGCGGUGUCGGGGAGGCAGGUGGACACGGUGAAACUCCUGCUGAAGAUGGGUACCUCCAUCAAUACCCAGGAUGCCUGUGGAAGGACUUCGCUCUCCCUCGCGACAUAUCUGGGGUGGCUCGAAGGCUGCGUGUGUUUGCUGCGAAAUGGAGCCAAGCAGAACAUCCCCGAUAAAAAUGGUCGCCUGCCUCUUCACGCAGCGACCGCUGAGAUCGACCUCAAACUCAUGGCAGUCCUGCUGCAGCAAUCGACUGCGUGUGAAAUCAACCACCAAGACAACGAGGGCAUGACUGCUCUUCAUUGGGCAUCUUUCCACAACCGUCCUGAGCAUGUGCAGGCUCUCCUGCAGAAAGGGGCGGAUCCCACACUGGUGGACAAGGACUUCAAGACAGCCCUCCAUUGGGCAGUGCAGAGUGGCAGCAGAUUCAUGUGUUCUCUUAUCCUGGAGCACAGCCUUGGCUCCUCGGUCAUCAACUACGACGACGAAAACGGAAAGACCUGCGUGCACAUCGCUGCUGCCGCUGGAUACAGUGACAUCCUCUAUGAGUUGGCGCACUUUGCCGAGACUAACCUGCAGGCCCUGGAUGUGGACGAACGGACCCCUCUUCAUUGGGCGGCAGCAGCGGGGAAGGAGGACUGUGUCCAGGCCUUACUGCAACUAGGGGUGGAGACAGGGCCCAGGGACAUCAACGAGAACACACCGCUCACAUAUGCAAUGUACUGUGGCCACACUGCCUGCAUCAAGCUCCUCUCAGCUGACAACAGAUCCAAUUCAGCCAGAAAGCUGCCUUCCCAGGGCAGUGAUCCAUCCCAGCUGCCUUCCCAGGGCAGUGAUCCAUCCCAGCUGCCUUCCCAGGGGAGUGACCCAUCCCAGCUGCCUUCCCAGGGGAGUGAUCCAUCCCAGCUGCCUUCCCAGGGCAGUGAUCCAUCCCAGCUGCCUUCCCAGGGGUGUGACCCAGCCCAGCUGCCUUCCCAGGGGAGUGAUCCAUCACAGCUGCCUUCCCAGGGCAGUGAUCCAUCCCAGCUGCCUUCCCAGGGCAGUGAUCCAUCCCAGCUGCCUUCCCAGGGCAGUGAUCCAUCCCAGCUGCCUUCUCAGGGGAGUGACCCAUCCCAGCUGUCUUCCCAGGGGAGUGAUCCAUCACAGAAGAAGGAGGGCAAGUUCCGCAUGCUCAACCAGAUUUUCUCUUGCAAGAGGAAGGAGCACUACACCACCCGCCAGAGAGAGCUGGGCCGUGACGGACACCUGAGGGAGGAGACCUCAGAGGUGGAUGACAUCAUCACCAUGUUCGAUUGUCUGGCUGACUCCUCUUCAGCCAAGGAGCUUGAAAACGAACGCUCCAAAGUCAGGAAACGGCCUUCGAUCGAAGCAGCGCAGAAACUCAAUCCACUCGACAUCCGGAUGGCGAAGGACUACAAGGGACUGCCUCCUAUACGGACGCAAAGCCUUCCGCCCAUCAAUCUGGGCACGUCUUUGUUGGCCAUCUCCCAGAGUGCUGUGGAGCAGAGUCAAGCCACGAGGCCGAUUGUCAACCACUUUGCACACCGCUCUCAGAAAAGCAAGAGUGAGCAUGACUUAUUUGACAACAGGCCGAAGGGACAAGCGUUGGUCAGUCAUUCCUGGAAGACCGAGGCCAAUCAGUCCAUUUUGGCCCACAAAUCCUGGAUAUCACCCCCACCAGAAAAGCUGUUGGACAAACUGUACCAUGAGACUUAUGGACCUACUGAUGUCAUCUGCCGACACCAAGCCACAUAUAUACAGAAGAACGAACAAGCUCCAAAUACACACCUGCUAACUCUGGACAGGUUAAACAUGAGGGAGACUGCACUAACACGGAACUGCUUGGCCCCCAUUCGUGACCACUGUACCCACCGGUUCUCCUUGCCACCAGACCAAGUCUCUAAAGGGGUGAGGAAGUCCAAGUCCCUGCCUCUCAACACCCUUUGUCGGGGACAAGGGGGUCUCCCACCGCCAGUGACCUCCAAGUCCCAGAGGCCAGGGAUCCCCCAAAGCCCGUCCUUGUGCUCCUUCCUGCCCAUGCUGAAUGGAGACCCUCUGAGGAGCGUGCAGGUGCUCCCUGCCAUCCCAUCCCAGAGGAAAUACAGCCCCACUGUGGGCCAAACCAAAAUGGACACCCUCAGUAAACUGGACAACAGAACCUGAUGCAACCGCAUAGCUCAUUGGAGGCUUGGGGAGAUAUGUGGUGGAGUGGACCUGGACUUGGCAGGGUUAGCUAACAGUAGGCUAUUUUCUGUGGAAUGUUGUCAGGUCUGAAUGAAAUUUGUCCCUAAGUGUAAAAAAAUAAAUAAUAAUUGUCCCUGAGUGUAAAAACUGACUAAACUCAUCAAGAGGAACUCUACUGUAUGCCACAGUAAAUUGCUCAAGACUUUGCAAACAUUUGUUAAUAAACAGCAUCCUAUUUUUACACGUUUAUACUGUACUUAGUGGUGGAAAUUUCACAAUUCAAGGCAUGCACUGUGUACUGUUUGAUUUUCUUGCACUUUGAAAUUGAGACUUUAUGUUGAGGUUGUCAUGUGACUGUUUCACUAAAUUAAUAAAAUAUAUGACAUUUUUGUUA